UUGGGGUUCAGGGAGAGGAUGUCCACGAAUGAAGAUGGGCAUUUUGAGUACAUGACUGCGGAUGAGGAGGAUGAUGUGGGCAUCAUCACUGAUCAAGUUGAGAAUGCGGAUGAAAUGCUCACUAGAGUAUUUGUGAGGAAGAGGAAUUCAAUACGGGACCUCUCUCUGUUCUGGCGAUGAGCGUAAAGAAUAACCCCCAGAUGCUCAUCAAUUGUCGUAACAACAAGAAACUUCUCGGUCGUGUCAGGGCUUUUGACCGCCACUGCAACAUGGUUCUGGAAAACGUAAGAGAAAUGUGGACUGAGAUUCCAAAAACUGGGAAGGGUACGAAGAAAGCACUCCCCGUUAACAAGGACAGAUUCAUCAGUAAGAUGUUUCUUCGAGGGGAUUCAGUUAUCAUUGUUUGCAAUAGAUAAAAAUUUGGCGCAUCAUCAGAUAUCAAUGUUGUUGUUUGUUGCAUUUGCUUGUGGCUGUGGAAUGUUUCUAUUUACAAAGUUACUGGGUGUACGAGUACUAACUGGUUAUUUCAUGUAACUUUGCACUUUCCUCCUAGUUUGUUAACUUUUCAUACUGAAUGUUAACUUUUGCUGCUUUAUGUUAACUUCCAUCCAAACCUGUUAACUUUUCAUACUGAAUGUUAACUUUCGCUGCUUUAUGUUAACUUUCAUCCAAACCUGUUAACUUUUCAUACUGAAUGUUAACUUUCGCUGUUUUAUGUUAACUUUCAUCCAAACCUGUUAACUUUCACUACUUUAUUUUCGUAGAAGCGUUUAAAAAAGCUAUGACCAAGUCUUUUAUCUCAUCCCAGAUUAUGAGAAGUGAAGUGUGUCAAGAGAUGAAAUCGAGAUAUUGCCACCAAUUAUUACUAAAAGGAAGAGAAGAAAUAGAACUAGACGUAUAAACAAUAGAAUAAUUUACAAACGUCCACUGAAAUGUUCUCGAUGCAAAGUGAGUAAGGGAAAUAGAACACGUUAACCAUGUAAUUUUGGCAUUCUCUUCUUACGUGAUUGUGCCCCUGUGUGUUUAUGUGGUUAGAGACGAACUCUAUCCCUAACUUAUCCUCAAAUUUUUACCCAUUUCUAUACUUCAGAUCUUUAUAAAGCAUCCUGAAAGGAAGACAACCUUUAGAAAAUGGUUACCAAAUAUCUCAUUACAUUUUUAUGUUGCACUCUAGGGUGAUCUACAUCUUUUUUGUUCUUUGUAGAUAUUUCAAUCUAUACAAUCCAAAAUUCUCUCAUGUUAUCAGCACUUCUUGUUUCUUUUAAUGAUUUCAUUGUUGUUUCUAUCAUAGACUAACAUUAUCAACAAUUACUGCCUAUUGGUUGAUCCAGAAGCUUUGUGACAAGAACUAAGGAAUCUGAAGGUUUUACAUCUACCCGCUCUUGGGCGCAUCCCUGUUAGGAUGGAGCUUUGUUGGCUCAGGUGGAACUCUCCAUUCUUACCUAGGGUUUGUGUUCUUGAUUAAGCAUUGAUAGAUAAGCGAUGUAUCAGCUUGUUGUAGGAGUAUUUGAUAUCGUUUGUUGUACAUGUGGGUGGACUGCUUCUUACAGCAAUACUUAUGUUAGCGAAAUAUAGGUCAUUCAGAAUUUUAUAGUAUAUUGUGGAAAACUUUUGUAAUC
Asparagus officinalis (garden asparagus) is the source of this 1619-nucleotide messenger RNA. RefSeq names its product probable small nuclear ribonucleoprotein Sm D2. Gene Ontology annotation, molecular function: RNA binding. The coding region runs from base 177 to 416 and encodes 79 amino acids. The record is from RefSeq and is a predicted model, not a curated record. The transcript has 5 exons. Gene Ontology annotation, biological process: RNA splicing; spliceosomal snRNP assembly. Gene Ontology annotation, cellular component: U2 snRNP; catalytic step 2 spliceosome; precatalytic spliceosome. NCBI's taxonomy places the organism in Eukaryota, Viridiplantae, Streptophyta, Magnoliopsida, Asparagales, Asparagaceae.